Saccharomyces paradoxus is the source of this 951-nucleotide messenger RNA. RefSeq lists its product as uncharacterized. NCBI's taxonomy places the organism in Eukaryota, Fungi, Ascomycota, Saccharomycetes, Saccharomycetales, Saccharomycetaceae. The coding region runs from base 1 to 951 and encodes 316 amino acids. The transcript has a single exon. The record is from RefSeq and is a predicted model, not a curated record.
AUGCUGAGUGAGGAGUAUAAUUUAGGCAGUGCGAAUAACAUGACAUCUGCUGAGUUGUCUUUGAGACACCAGAAAAUGGUGUUGAAAAAGUUUAUGGUAGCACAAGUGACUAAGGGGAUUAUGCAGCGAUAUGCGAGUCUGUUAGUGAGCAUGUCUAGUGAUGAUAGCAGUACGAUUACUGGCACAAAUCAUUUGAAGACAGCCAAAUUCUUAGAAAUAAUCCUUCACAGAGCCAAAUCAUCGCAUUUACAGUUCAAAAAAGUCUGUUGUAUUGUUAUCAAGUUUCUAGACUGCUGCUUGAAGGAAACUAACUAUAUGAAGUUUUUGAAGUUCAAUUUGCACAAGCUAAUUGUAGCCGCUUUCAUAUUAAGUGUACCAAAUGUUGUAGGCGAUGACCGCGAUAGGAUAACCACAAGAAAUGAAACUUAUCAUUUCUAUUCCCAAAUAACAGGUUUGUCACUGGAAGAGGUGAUAAAUUGUUGUUCCAUUGUGAGGCCCGUACUUAUUCGGCGGAGUAGACAACAACGCAGGCAAAUGUUGUCUCGGCGUGAUCAGCAUUCCUAUUUCCCCAGAGGUACUUUUAUGAAUUCCCAUUCACCAGCAUCGCCUUUUUUCUCUGCGAAUAGGUCAGCUGAUGAUCUGCAUGUACAUACAAAUGCGUACCCACUUCGUAAUCAUUCCGAUGGGGAAGACCAUCACAGGCGGUGGGAGCAUGGGGAAGCACACAGCAUGGAGGCGGAUGCCGGUACAUAUCGACAUACCACGUUUAUCCCGGAUACACCAAAUGUUUUGCAUUCUAGAUCAUUGAUUGAGUGCGGAAUCGAACCCGCCCAGGCAAGUGACUCUAGUGAAUGGUCGGGUCAAAGUAACGGAUAUGUUUUGGGAACAGAAUUACAGGAGUUUAACAACAUUGGUAAAAAGUUAGUUCAAGAUUCUUUUAGGAUAGUAUAG